AUGCUUACCACAUCCCCCUACCUCCAUACCCGGCGCCCCUCGCCCACAGCCGCUGAGUUCACCCUCUCGACCCUCCCACUCCCCCUCAAUCUCCCCCGACGUGUCAUUCUCCUUGCAUUGAAUGGAAUCCGCGUCCUCUUCGGCCUGACCAUCCUCCUGCUCCUCUACUCCAAAUGGCUCCUCUCGUCUUACUCGAGACCGUUCCCUUCCUCCGACCACUUCUCCCCACCGCCCCUUUUCUUCUCCGACGGCUUCAUCCAGAAAACCAUCUUCAUCUUCCUCACCACCACCCCCGCACAGCUUUCUAUCCGUCUUGCAGACGCAACACCAUUAUGGAUCCUACUCCCCGCCACAGCCGCGGGCCUAUAUUUUAUCCUGCUGCGCAUAUACACCGAGGAAAGCCUGCUAGUACUCAGGGGCCUGGGGAUCCAGACGAGCUCGUCGGCGAAUACGGUGCUGGGGAGCCCGGUCACGCGAUUUAUCCCCACCGAGAAGAUAUUGGAUGUGUUGGUGAACGAGGCGUUUUUGGGGUUCGAAGUUAGGUAUUACUUGGUUGUGGUGGUGGAGGAUGACGCGGAGGUCGUGGUGGUAUUUCCGAAGUUGUUGCCGAGACGAAAGGUGGUGGAGGAGGUUUGGAGGGGGGUAAGGGGGUGUUUGAGGGAGGGGAAGGGGUAUGAGAGGGAGGAGUGA
Molecule: messenger RNA, 690 nt
Organism: Pseudomassariella vexata
Lineage: Eukaryota; Fungi; Ascomycota; Sordariomycetes; Amphisphaeriales; Pseudomassariaceae
Product: GPI-GlcNAc transferase complex, PIG-H component-domain-containing protein
Exons: 1
Coding region: 1-690 (229 amino acids)
Biological process (GO): GPI anchor biosynthetic process
Cellular component (GO): glycosylphosphatidylinositol-N-acetylglucosaminyltransferase (GPI-GnT) complex
Source: RefSeq, a predicted model, not a curated record